Messenger RNA from Malaya genurostris, 1365 nucleotides. RefSeq names its product BLOC-1-related complex subunit 6 (gene BORCS6). Gene Ontology annotation, cellular component: BORC complex. Gene Ontology annotation, biological process: lysosome localization. The record is from RefSeq and is a predicted model, not a curated record. The transcript is spliced from 3 exons. NCBI's taxonomy places the organism in Eukaryota, Metazoa, Arthropoda, Insecta, Diptera, Culicidae. The coding region runs from base 197 to 1033 and encodes 278 amino acids.
UGUGAUACAUGCUGAACCAAAACAAAAUUAAAAUCCACUUUUCGAUUUGCUUCUUCAAGUUUCAAAUGAGAAUGGUUUUCAAAUUUAUAAAAAUAUCACGGUUAUUGGAUAUUCCACAAAACUGCAAAACCAUCUAGUCAUCAAAUGUCUUCGUAAUGUUCGUGAUAGCAUAGUGGACAAUCUGUCAUUAGUGGAUAUGUCAGCUGACGAAUUAAGAAACCCAUUUAUCGAUCCAUCUACCACACAUCUUGCAAGUAUUGAAAACCCUAGCACUUCUGACCCGGAGAAGGAAGAGAUGGAUGAAGUUCCGUCAGCAAUGACGGAGUCGUAUAGCGAAAUUUCCUAUACACAAAACUUUUUUGGUGGCGGGACCACCGAAGAACACGAAGGGGACACUAACCGACAAAGUGUUCGCUCCGGUUCAUCGUCUUCAGCUUCCUCACAAAGCAGACGGCGUCCAGAUUCACUGAACUGUGAUAAGAGGAAAGAUGCUUUCCCAUACAAUUUGGAAGGCACCGUAAGAGUAGACGGUAACAUGACACAUUUUGUAGCUGAGAAUUUAGAAUACAAAAUCAAACUCGCGAGUCCGGUGACAGUAACACGGAAAGAUUCAGGCAAUCCAUCUUCGUCUCGUCAGAGCACACCAUCGGCCGCAACCGGUGGGGGUAACUUGGCGAACUAUGGCCUUCUGCCGAAACCGUUUUUGAUGACACCGAACCUCAACCAAAUCGAUCCAAACGCGCUGAACGAAAUCGAACGGGAAGCGCAAGCAUUGGCCGCUUCAGUUGACAAUCUUACUGAAAGUCUUUGCUCGGUGCUACACUCGAUCUCCUCCAUCACAGCGGAUAACGUGGAGAUUUAUAAAAAUGCCGUCACGAAAUUAACGGACUGCAUGGAUGCCAACAUCAAAUGCAUGUACACAAUCAUGGCAAAAGCGGAGGAAAUUUCCAAAGCCAUCAAACCAGCGGAAGCAUUGGCAACUAGGAUACGGGAGAUUAAACGGUUAGUCGAUAUGCUGGAAAGUAACGUCUAGCGUAUAUGAGAUUUCAACUGUUUGUGCAUAGGUAGCUGAUUUCAUUAUAAGUGCAAAAAUCCUAGUGUUCGCUUCAAUCAAAGAUGUUGCUCUUAGUGGCAUUUUGUCUCAAUUACCCAAAUUAAUUCUACAUAUAUGUUCGAUUUCAAGUGGGUAACUAUAAAUUUGACUUUGGUAUGUGUAUUAAGGGAAAGAAAUCCGUGAGCUCCACUUCGUCUAAAUAUGUUGGUAAUGUUGUUGGUAACAGGUCUGCUUGAUGGACUGUUUAGCAAACGAAUUGAAGCAACAGUUUCAUUCCACAUCAGUAACGUAGGAUCACAGGUUGAGAUAAA